AUAAAGGUUAGUGUGUAUAUAUAUAUAAAGAGAGAAGGAUAUAUGUGUAUGGAACACAAAGAAAUAGUUCAUAGUCAUGCCGGGCUUAAUCAUAUAUAUAUCUCAAACCUAUCACAAUUGUGGCCGAGUUGCUAGAAUCACAUAACAAUUUUAUCAUAAAUAUUUUUCAUUAGUGAUAACAAAUCAAUCGCUAAUAACGUAAGAAAAAUAUGUUCUAUCUAAAAAGUAGCAAAGAAUAUGAUUGCAUAAAUAAUGUAACGGAGUAUAUUUGUUACAACAAUUGCUAAAAAAAUCAUACAAUCAUUUUAUCAUAAAUAGUUUUCAUUAUCGAUAAUAGAUCAAUCACCAAUAACGAGAGAAUACAUAAGAAGACCCUUUAACAAAAAAAAACGAGAGAAUACAUGUUUUACUUUAGAAAAUAGCGACAAAUAAUUUCAGAUAACAAUAUAACGAUUUUUUAAUAUAUUAAAAUAUGAGAUUAAGUUUAGAAUAUUAAACAAUUAACGAAAAUGAUGUAUCAGUAAAUCAAAAACAUAUUGACCAUAUUACGCUUGUUACUUGUUAGUAAUUUUUUUUACGCCGCCAUUUUUGUUGCUAUAUUUAAAAAAAAUAUUCCAAUAAUAUUACUAUUAGAUAUGAAAAGAUCACUACUAAUUAAAGGUGGAUCUUUCUGGCAGAUUUGGAUACAUUGUACAAAUGAAAUGAGAAGAUAAUAGUCAAAUAAAUUUGUAUUGCAUACCAUAUAUUGAUUGAAUAUUAAGAUUAUGAAAUGUUACAAAAAUAGUAAAAUUCAAAUUCAAAUAAAAAUAUAAUAAAUCAAAGUUGAAAUUUACUCAUAGACAACUCAAAUAUUAAUUAUUUGGUUUGUAAUAUUCUGCUAUAAAUACAUGAGCAUUUUCAUUCUACAAACACCAAUCCUAUAUUUUAGCUUCUCAAAUAUCACUAAAAAUGGUGAAAAAAAGCAAAGGUCGUCAAAAAAUAGAGAUGGUCAAAAUGAAAAAUGAAAGUAACCUUCAAGUUACUUUUUCAAAAAGAAGAUCUGGACUUUUCAAAAAGGCUAGUGAGCUUUGCACACUUUGUGGUGCAGAAGUGGCCAUAGUUGUGUUCUCACCUGGUCGAAAAGUCUUUUCUUUUGGUCAUCCAAAUGUUGAUUCUGUAAUUGAUCGAUUCAUAAACAAUAACCCUCUACCUCCUCACCAACACAACAACAUGCAACUUAGAGAAACUCGUCGAAAUUCGAUUGUUCAGGAUCUGAAUAAUCAUCUUACUCAGGUGUUGAGUCAAUUAGAAACAGAGAAAAAGAAGUACGACGAGUUAAAGAAAAUAAGAGAAAAGACAAAAGCCCUUGGGAAUUGGUGGGAAGAUCCCGUUGAGGAACUUGCGUUAUCUCAACUCGAGGGGUUCAAAGGUAAUCUUGAAAAUUUGAAGAAAGUAGUUACAGUCGAAGCUUCCAGAUUUUUUCAGGCAAAUGUUCCAAACUUCUAUGUGGGAAGUUCUAGUAAUAAUGCUGCUUUUGGGAUUGAUGAUGGUAGUCAUAUCAACCCUGAUAUGGAUCUCUUUAGCCAAAGAAGAAUGAUGGACAUAAAUGCCUUCAACUACAACCAGAACCAAAUUCACCCUAAUCAUGCAUUACCACCCUUUGGAAACAAUGCUUAUGGUAUUAAUGAAGGGUUUGUUCCAGAAUACAAUGUGAACUUCAGACCAGAGUAUAACCCAAACCAAAACCAAAUCCAAAACCAAAAUCAAGUUCAAAUCCAAAUCCAAAACCAGAGUUUUAAGAGAGAAAACAUCUCUGAAUAUGAACAUCAUCAUGGUUAUCCUCCCCAGUCUAGAUCUGAUUACUAUUAACCCUUUGUUGUGUGAUCCAACUUAAGUCUCUAGACAAAAAGUUGUGUGUUUAGGUUAUCUUUAUUUCUUCUUAUUUAUGUUUCUACAUGUGUUGUUGUUGUUUUUCUUGUUCUUGUUUAAGUAUUAUGUUGUAUUGUGUUGUUUCAUUUCAAAAUUAUGUUAUUGCUAUAUAUAAAUUAUAUGUGUCGGAAACAAA
Messenger RNA from Arabidopsis thaliana (thale cress), 2044 nucleotides. RefSeq names its product AGAMOUS-like 62 (gene AGL62). The record is from RefSeq and is marked reviewed. Gene Ontology annotation, biological process: positive regulation of transcription by RNA polymerase II. Lineage: Eukaryota; Viridiplantae; Streptophyta; Magnoliopsida; Brassicales; Brassicaceae. Gene Ontology annotation, molecular function: DNA binding; protein dimerization activity; RNA polymerase II transcription regulatory region sequence-specific DNA binding. The coding region runs from base 949 to 1848 and encodes 299 amino acids. Gene Ontology annotation, cellular component: nucleus. The transcript is spliced from 2 exons.